Molecule: messenger RNA, 195 nt
Organism: Penicillium oxalicum
Lineage: Eukaryota; Fungi; Ascomycota; Eurotiomycetes; Eurotiales; Aspergillaceae
Exons: 1
Coding region: 1-195 (64 amino acids)
Source: RefSeq, a predicted model, not a curated record
AUGCCGCUAGCCCUGGCGCCUCAGUCAAAUCGACAGGGUUUGACCUCAACAUCGCACGUUUGCAUUUCAAACCUCCACCAGCUUCAGCAAUGUCUCAAGAUAAAUGGGCUUCCUUUGAGCGUAAAGGGGCUGAGAGUCUGGAAUGCAGCUCCCGGCGAACCAUUUAUUCAGGUUCAGACUGAGCCAGACCGGUGA